Molecule: messenger RNA, 3751 nt
Organism: Balaenoptera ricei (Rice's whale)
Lineage: Eukaryota; Metazoa; Chordata; Mammalia; Artiodactyla; Balaenopteridae
Product: collagen alpha-1(I) chain-like
Exons: 9
Coding region: 1163-3283 (706 amino acids)
Source: RefSeq, a predicted model, not a curated record
GUCCCCAGAGUCAGGGUGGUAGCAGCUGUGGGGUGGACCUUGCCCACUCUCUGCGCCUGCAUCUCUGGGCUGCCCCUACCUGCCACACCCUGGUGCUGCCUGGGAAACCCUGCGAUGGGCAGAAGGAGGACCCAGGUGUCCUGGUUCCAGCCCUGUGUUUCCAUGUAGCAGGCACGGCCUGUGGCCCCCGUGUGCGGCCCCCUAUGGGGCCCUCUGUGGAUCCAUGCGGAAUCCUGCAGGUGCUGAGGAGCACUGGGAAGGGGCUCAGUGCCCACGUGGCAUCCCCCUUUCCUUGGGGAUAUUGAGUGCUCAGGCACCUCCUGGGCCACCCUAAGAGCUGGUGACACAGGGACCCCACGCCUGGGUGGGGAACAGGAGAGACAAUGUAUCUGUGAUGACAUACAGACAAACGUGAUGAAAUACACACACACAGCCCCCUCAGAAACCCAGAUAAACACGUGCAUGUAUCCUGCGUGUGUUCGCAGCUACACCCACCCCUGCUACACCCACCUCUAUGGGACACACAUGUGACUUUCGAAGACAUCCUUAUAGGGGAAAGAACAUGGGUUUUGAAAUAGGAAAAAAAAAAUCUUUCUUUGACAAGAAAAGUCUCUUUUCAAAGAGAACUGUAUUUUGAAUUCUCUCUGCCACCUACUGGCUAUGUGACCUUGGUUUUUUUAGGGACCUUAGCUAAAGAUUGGGGUUGGGGGGACCCUAGUAUUCCAACAGGGAGUGAAGGGAGGGCGUUGGGCUGAACCGAGACACCCCCCCCCACCCCGCCUGCUUGCUCAGCCUGCUUCUGCUGGGGCCCCUUUCAUGGAGCGGUUCCAAAGCGGCAGGCAGGCCAGGCUGCUCAUGACGGCAGGGGAUGCGAAGAUUACAGACCAUCACAUAUGCCUCUUCCCUCCCCUUGUCAUUACUUCUACAAACUGUGUCCUCAUCUGCUGUAUCUCGUGUGUUGUGGAGAAUAAACAGAGUGACCCAUGGACAGCUUGGAGCAAGCACUAGGGAAGCGCGUUACCGCUCACACUCGGGACCACAUUUUCCCAGAGCCUGUUUCUCGUGCUGUCUGUCCCCAGAUGAGGGAGACAGUGCCGUGUGUUAGGUGGGAGACGGCCGGACCUGUCCCUCAGGCCUCGAACUGCCCACCGUGCUGCUGCAGAUGGAGCGGAGCCGGCGGGCCCAGGAGCAGCUCCUGUGGGAUUUGGAGCUGCUGACCGGGGCGGGGCUGGGCCUCUCCUGGCCCCCCUGGGCCCAGUUCUGCGGUCUGAGGGACCAGGCCCGGUGUGCGUGGAGCCAGUGCAGCAAGCCCCGUGGUAGGACGGAUGGGGGCUCUGAGCGGCUGACGAGUGGGAAUUCCAGGCUGUGCCCAUCGCCCCAGGCUGAGGACUCCCUGAGCCAGGACCGUCAGCUCCUGGAGGGGGGGCUGGCAGAGGACCCAUCGUCAGCCCUGGAUCUGAGUGAAGCCAGGUUUGAUGCAGACCCAAGGUGGGAGAGCCCUGGCAUACCUGCAGAAGGGCCCACAUCUGGCUCCUCACAAGAGGUGAACCUCACCACCAGCAGUAGCUUUGGAGAACCAGGAAGCUCAGAGUUCAAGGAGCUGGCCCAGAGGGAAGACGGAGAGCUAGCAGGGCCCAUGCCCCAGAGGCCCCAUCAACCACCAUCCAGAAGCCUCCAGGAGAAGAAGCUGGCUCAGGGAGCCCCAGGGCCCUCAGGCCUCCCCUCCCAGGGCCUGCCAGAACCCCAGGAUCCCCUGGAGGGGCUGGGCUGGAGCCUGGGCCAGGAGAGAGCAGAACUAAAGAAACUGCUAAGAACUGAGAUUCGUCAGAGUCAGAGAGAGGAGGCCCCUCAGGAUCAGAGAGGGAAGGCCCUCCAGGGGGAGUACAAGGAAGUUCCUCAAAGUAAGAGAGAGAAGACAAACGAGGGUCAGAGUGGGGAGGCCCCUCAGGCUCUGAGGGAAGAGGUCUCGGAAGGUCAAAGGUGUGAGAACAAAGAGGCUCCUCUAGGUCAAAGCGGAAGUCGCCUUAAGUGCCGGAGAAAGGAGGCCCUCCCGGAGCAGAGUGAGGAUUCUCCUCAGGGCCCGGAAGUGAAGAUGCUUCAGUCUUCGGAGCGCAGAGGCCGUGUCUCACAAGCCUGGGAGGUGGCUCGGGGAGAGGCACCUAUGCCGUCCCGGGAGGAAGGCGGCUCCCUGGGAAUUCCGGAGGGCUUCUCCAGGUCCCUGGGAGAACAGACGCCGCAGCCUGGGGGAAGGGAGGGCCCGGACCCGCGGGGAAGACCCACCCAGCUGAGGCAGGUUAAGACCGGUGGCCCGAGAGGAGAGAGCGCAGCGGCCGUGAGAGAGCAGGGGCCCGCCCGGGAAGGGGCGCCGGCUCCCCUUACGCCCCCGGGGCCUCCGGCCCGGCCGCCGCUCUCACGCCCAGGAGCGGUGUUGCUAGCGGCCCUACGCACUGGUGGUUCCGGGCAGCGGGAGCGCCCCGCAGCUCUCCCAGGGCACCCGGGCCUGCUGAGCGAUCCGCACUCGCUUCAGGGCCCGGGAGAAAGCCCUGGCCCCGCGGAGCAAGAGCUGGGCGGCUCCAUGGGGCUCCCGGGCGCCCUCGGGGGGCGGAGGGGAGGUGCCGAGGCCCCCAGAGCCUCGAAGACCGCGUGGCCCGAGUCCCCGAGCAGGGACAGGCGGUCGGCGGGCGUGAGCGCGGCGCAGCAGGAGACGGCUCUGCAGCGGCUGCUGGAGCUGCACAGUGAGGCCAGGCGUCGGCGGCAACAGGACCGCGAGCAGCAGCGGCUCCGGGUCUUGGAACGCCUCCGCAUCGCCAGGAACCGCCACUGCCGCGUGCACCCCUUGGGACCCCCACCGAGCCCGGCUCAGCUCCCACCACAGGCAAGACCCCUAGGAGAAGGCGGUGGGGCUGCCAAAACCCUGCCUGGGCGGGGGGCGGGGCGCGACCUAGGUCCCUUUGACUUGCGCGCACCGCGCACUUGCGAUGACCCCAGCGGAGCGGGAGGGGCCGGCCUGCCCGGGUGCUGCCCUCUGCUGGCCGCAUCGAGCCCCGGGGCUGGGAGGCGCGGCGCUCAGCCCUCGGCCCCGCCCCAGGAGGACGCGGCCGGGCAGCGGCGCGCCCUGCGGGAGCAGCUGAAGCAGAUACAACGGGAGAGGACCGGGCGGCUGCGAGCCCUCGGGGCCAGGAACACCCAGAACUUCCAGCAGCUACUGUGGCCCCCUGGCUCUGAGGAGCCUGCGCCUGGAGAGCGUCGCUCACUCUUCCCAGCCCCCUCUGGUCACUGCUGAAUCCUCAAAGGGACGAUUAAAGAGACGGGGAUUUAAGGAAAAAGCAAGAGGGCAACCUGUAGGUCAGAGGUAGUUUCAGAAAGGCCCAGAACGCAGCCUCAGGGCCUGGGAGAGCCAGACACAGACACACAUGGCACUUUUGGCCCAGCAAGUGUGUUAUUUCUUCCUCCCUCCCCUAAGCCCACUGCCUGGCCCACGGUCAGAGGGCCAGGUCCUGGGGGUCAAGCAGUGCGAAGGCCCCAUUCUUGCGGAAGAAAGAUUCAAUGCGGCACAUCUUGCAGGAGACCAGUUCUUGCUUCACUGGGGGGCCUGGGAAAAGAUGUCAGAGGCCAGGAAUGGAUUCCUGGGAAAGGAACUCGCAGAGCCCGGGAGCCCUGCCUGCAUAACCCUAGGAAUCUGCCUGUGUUGUAUCCACUUUGUAAGUGUGAAAAAAUAAAAAGAAGUGCUUCGGAGGAGUGGGGGCUAUGG